AGCGGCGCAGUCGGCGCAGGCGCAGAUGCAGCGGCUUUGGGGCGGGCGUGCCGGCUGAGGCUACCUUGGAGGUGCCGAAGCUGCUUCUCUUUCCCUUUUCUCUCCCUGAUCUUCUCUGGGUGGUUUACUUGGUUCUGCACUCUCAUGCUUUCCGUGGCCACGCAGACAGGUCCUAAACUGAGCACUCAGUUGCUCUGUAGUGGUUCCAAGUGUGAAGAGGCUGGUGUGUUUUACAGAGAAAACAGCAUCCAAUAUAAAGUUGAAUCAAACGUGGAAGAUUAAUUGUUCAUGAAAACAAAACAAACCAGCAACUCAGACCCUGCUUUCUUCAAAGAUUGGCUUUGCCUCGGUCUUGCUAGACUCUUCAUCUAUGGUUCCUGUUAUUUUGCGUUUGUAUUUCAAUGGAGUUAGACACAGCAGCAUACAAAGUCAGUGGGAAAUGAAUUCUUUCUCUUGUUAGGUUGAAGUGCUUGGUCUAAAGUCAACCCUAGGUUGGCUUGGACAGAAAAGUGGAAAGAAAUGCUGAACUUUACCAGAUGUCAACAUCUGAAACAGAUAACGCGGAAGUGUUUUUCUAGUGCACCGGUUAACGUGCGGACUCACAUGCAGCGCUUGCUCUCACGGGCCUUUGCAUAUGCAGGAUCAGGGAAGUCAUGGCACUCAAUCCACUCUCUUGUUGGAGACAAAAAUAUUAUCCUGAUGGGGCCUCCUGGUGCAGGGAAAACGACAGUAGGUAGAAUAAUAGGUCACAAACUAGGUCGCUGUGUUAUUGACGUGGUCGAUGACAUCCUUGAGAAAACCUGGAAGAUGAGCGCUUCUGAAAAGUUGCAGGAUGUUGGUCAUGAGCAGUUUUUAGAAGAAGAAGGAAAAGCCGUGUUAAACUUGUCUGCAUCUGGAAGUGUGAUUUCCCUCAGUGGGUCCAAUCCCAUGCAUGAUGCUAGUAUGUGGCAUCUGAAGAAAAAUGGGAUUGUUGUGUACCUGGAUGUGCCUCUAGUGGAUAUAAUUAAUCGUCUGAAAUCAGUGAGAGUUAGCAGGAUUGUUGGUCAGAACUCGGGAGCGUCUAUGAGAGACCUCCUGCAGCACAGAAGACUGUACUAUAAGAAGUGGUAUGACACUCGAGUCUUCUGUGAGAGCGGGGCUUCCGCCGAGGAGGUUGCAGACCGAGUGCUGGAUGCGGUGAAACGAUACCAAGAUGUGGAUUCAGAGACUUUCAUUUCAACAAGGCACGUGUGUCCCAAAGACCUUGACAAGAAGCCUCCACCAAAAUGUUUCAGUGAAGCUGUGAUUGAGGGAUUGGCUUCUGAUGGCGGACUCUUUGUCCCUGAGAAGGAGUUUCCAAAAUUAAGCUGUGGGGAGUGGAAAAGCCUAAUAGGAGCGACCUACAUAGAGAGAGCGCAGAUACUUCUGGAAAGGUGUAUUCACCCUGCGGACAUACCUGCCACCAAGUUGGGAGAAAUGAUUGAAACUGCUUACGGGGACAGCUUUGCCUGCUCCAGAAUUGCCCCCGUCAGGCACCUGUCAGGCAACCAGUUCAUCCUGGAGUUGUUCUAUGGGCCCACGGGGUCCUUCAAGGAUUUGUCUCUGCAGCUCAUGCCGCAUAUCUUUGCCUACUGCAUCCCACCAGGUUGCAAUUAUGUGAUCCUUGUAGCUACUUCAGGAGACACAGGGAGUGCAGUCUUAAACGGGUUUAGCCACCUUAGUAAAAACGACAAGCAAAGGAUAGCUGUGGUCACAUUUUUCCCAGAGAGUGGAGUUAGUGGUUUUCAAAAAGCACAGAUAAUUGGCAGUCAGAGAGAAAACGGAUGGGCAAUAGGUGUCAGGUCAGAUUUCGAUUUUUGCCAGACGGCUAUAAAAAAAAUAUUUAACGAUUCUGAUUUUACUGGCUUUCUGACUGUGGAAUAUGGAACAGUCUUAAGUUCAGCAAAUUCUAUAAAUUGGGCUCGGCUGCUUCCCCAAGUAGUUUAUCAUGCAUCUGCCUAUCUUGAUCUUGUUAGCCAAGGGUUUAUUUCCUUUGGAAGCCCAGUAGACGUCUGUAUCCCCACAGGAAACUUUGGGAACAUGCUAGCAGCAGUCUAUGCCAAGAUAAUGGGGAUCCCUAUCCGAAAAUUUAUCUGUGCCUCUAAUCAGAACCACGUUUUGACAGAUUUCAUAAAAACGGGACAUUAUGACCUAAGGGAUAGGAAAUUAGCACAAACAUUUUCACCGUUAAUAGAUGUUCUCAAGUCUUCAAACCUGGAGCGACACUUAUACUUGAUGGCCAACAAAGAUGGACAGUUAGUGGCAGAUUUAUUUAAUCAGUUGGAGAACCAGCUUCACUUCCAAAUAGAGAAGAUGCUCGUCCAGAAGCUGCAGGAGGACUUUGUUGCUGACUGGUGUUCUGAGGGAGAGUGCCUCGCAGCCAUCAGCACUACCUACAACACGGCAGGGUAUAUUCUGGACCCACACACGGCUGUCGCAAAGGUGGUUGCAGACAAGAUGCAAGACAGAAGCUGCCCGGUGAUCAUCUCAUCGACAGCUCACUACUCCAAGUUUGCGCCCGCUAUCCUGCAGGCCCUGAAGAUUAAAGAGCUCAACGAGACAUCAUCAAGCCAGCUUUACUUACUGGGCUCGUACAAUGCAUUACCACCUCCUCAUGAGGCUUUGUUAGAGAGAAUGAAACAGCAAGGGAAGAUGGACUACCAGGUUUGUGCAGCUGACGUGAACGCCCUGAAGAGCCAUGUAGAAAGUCUGAUCCAAAAUCGGUUCAUAAGGAAGUCUGAGUAGAGUAUUCUUGGCAAGAAGCAAAAAAUAAAUCUAGACAGUUGGUUGGGACUACAGUAGCGUUUUGUUUUGUGUAAAUGUUGUGUGUGCAUCUGUUGGAAACCCAGUGCCCUGACCCCUGGGCCUGACCUUACACCUGCAGUGACCCCCAGGUCCUCCAGAAGAGACCUUCCAGCAUCGCCCCUGGAGCCUGGUGCUGUCAAGCUUCAUUCUCUGCUUAUGGGGCAUAUGGCAGUUUCUCCUUCACCCCCACUUCUGAGAGGAACAAAAUACUGGUAUCUAGCUUGGUAUUUAAAAAUAUUUAAGCACAGCUAAGUACUGCAUCUGUAGCCAUUUACUGUUUAUUGUUCAAACCGUUUGCUGCUUGAGAUAGUUAACUCACAUAGCAAAAAUAGGAAGUUAGUUCAUUAAUAUUGGAGCCAUAUUUUUUUAACCCUUUCAAGCUCCAGCUUGGACAGUGGUUGCUUGUGUGUAUCUACCCUGUCCAGUUAGAGUUGGCGGACUGUUCACUACCCUUAGAAUAUUUGUAGUUAGGCUGAGGACGUCUGAAAGUUGAGCCAGCACUUGACUCUAGGGUGUAGCAAUCAACAGAACUGCAGAGUGUAGUAUACAGAAAUAAAACCACCUACUUCAAGAGGAAGGGGUUCCAAAAUCAGUAAUGUUUAAAAGUUUUAAUAAAAGUACAAUUAUAGACAACAGCUUUUCUAUAUUAUUCAAAGUCUGUUCCUAUUUGUCUCAAAUUUAAUAAACAUUUUUGGGCACCUAACCCACUCAAAUUAA
This is a messenger RNA of Arvicola amphibius (Eurasian water vole), 3540 nucleotides long. RefSeq names its product threonine synthase like 1 (gene Thnsl1). The transcript has 5 exons. Lineage: Eukaryota; Metazoa; Chordata; Mammalia; Rodentia; Cricetidae. Bases 520 to 2763 code for a protein of 747 amino acids. Gene Ontology annotation, cellular component: cytoplasm. The record is from RefSeq and is a predicted model, not a curated record.